CGCCGCCAUUUUGUAAAAAUAGACGCUUUUGCGUUGUUGUCCACGUUUAUUUUAUCUCAAUUUUUACCUAAAGUUAAGUCUAAAUCGUGUAAAUUUCACUCGUUUUGUGCUUCUUUCACUGGGCGUACUUUCACCUAAAAACCCGUUUUUCUCCAUUAUACCUGCAAACAUGUCUCGUUAUCGCGAAUGGGAUUUAUCAUGCAAGGUCUACGUCGGCAAUUUAGGUUCAUCGGCUAGUAAACACGAAAUCGAGAGCGCUUUUAGUAAAUAUGGACCUUUGAGGAACGUUUGGGUUGCUAGAAACCCCCCAGGAUUCGCUUUUGUCGAAUUUGAGGAUCCGAGAGACGCCGAGGAUGCUGUUCGAGGCCUCGAUGGAACGCGUUGUUGUGGGACCCGUGUCCGGGUUGAAAUGUCCAAUGGACGAUCAAGGAGGGGCGGGAGCCGACGUGGCCCCAUGAGAUACUCCAGGGCAGCGCCACUGCUGUUGUUUUCUCCCCCCGACUGAGACCCACCCCCUCCCCGGCCACACAUCUCAUCAAAUACAUCGACACACCCAACAACAGCUACAUCCACCAUCAGUGGUGCGCGACUGACUACUCACCAGUACUGAUUUAAAAAAAUCAACGCGUCUCUGUGGUUGAACCAAAAAUUGCCAAAAAUCAACGACAUGUCAACGGCGCGUCAAUACCAACCAACUUUAAAUUCUCCUCCUUUCUUCAUUCUAAUUGGUGGGAUUUUAUUAUCAAUUAUAUACGGUGUGUCACUCGUAAAAUGAUUGGCUACGGUAAUGUAUCAAAAAGGCAGUCAAUCAUUUUCGAAACACCCGCUAUAUUCAAUGUAUGUCAUUAGAGAUGUUUGUGCCUGGUUUCAUUCAAAAAAAAAGAACGUAAUUCCCAUCGUAAGAUGUUUUAAUUUUUUUUGUUUUGUUUUCAUUUAGGGUUUUUGUGGUUCAAAUAAAAAUUAUUGUAUUUAUAGGUCGAGGUCACCCAGACGGUCGCGUUCACCGAGGUCGAGGUCACGCAGCAGGGAUAGACGCAGCCGAUCAGAUUCCAGAGAUCGUCGUUAAGAAUUACACUUUUUUUUUCUCAUUAUGUAUUCAAUUACUAUAACAAUAUGUAAUUUACAUGCUUUUUUAUCAUUUUGUCAAUUAAUGACAUUUUUUAGUUUUAAAUGUGGGCGACUCUGUACAAAAACCGAGAUUUUUUUGUAAUGUAAGUCACACUGUAAGGAUUUAUCCAGAAUUUGUCGUGAAUAAACAAUAUUUUAUUGGUCAA
This is a messenger RNA of Tribolium madens (black flour beetle), 1274 nucleotides long. RefSeq names its product RNA-binding protein 1-like. The transcript is spliced from 4 exons. The record is from RefSeq and is a predicted model, not a curated record. Gene Ontology annotation, biological process: mRNA splicing, via spliceosome. Lineage: Eukaryota; Metazoa; Arthropoda; Insecta; Coleoptera; Tenebrionidae. Gene Ontology annotation, cellular component: nuclear speck. Gene Ontology annotation, molecular function: RNA binding. The coding region runs from base 170 to 505 and encodes 111 amino acids.